Adineta ricciae is the source of this 3978-nucleotide messenger RNA. NCBI's taxonomy places the organism in Eukaryota, Metazoa, Rotifera, Eurotatoria, Adinetida, Adinetidae. The record is from the annotation of a GenBank genome assembly.
AUGAGUUCCAAACACGACGCAAUUGAAGCUCAAUCGAAAGCUAUACGUGAUGAACGACGAAAAGAAGAAGAUGAAGCUCGUGGUACACGAUUCGGUCAACAAAUUCUCGACACAGAAGUCUACGAAGAUGAUGGUCGUAGUAGCUAUUUGAAUUAUUUACCUAAAGGAAACGAUGAAGACGAUGAAGAGGAAAACUAUCAAACAUCGUUGUCAAACAUGAAAUUGAAACAGUAUGGACCAUCUGCUGAUAUCCGACAAAAUAUUCCAAACGUCGAUAAGAACUACGAUCCAUUAGCAGAAUAUCGUCGACCAACAAUAGCUGAUCGAGAAAAUGAAUACCAAAAGAAACGACGUAUGCAACCGGGAAUGAUUUCACCUGAACGAUUGGAUUAUUUCGCUGAUGGCGGCAAAACACCUGAUCCACAAGCGAAAGGUCGUGGCUAUGCAGACAUCAUGGGAGAAAUGGCUCUACGAAAUGCGAAGGCGGAUACACGCAAUCAAAUUGCAGACAAACUGAAAGCAGCCGAAGGUCAGAGCGGUGCCGGAGCAAAUGGAAGUGCAAGUGCAUCCGGAGAAAAGCGCCGACGACGAUGGGAUCAAACGGCUCCAGCGGAUGAUAAUGAUCCUAAAGCGAAGAAAACUGCCUAUGAUGAAGCCGUAACACCAGCUCAUCGAAUGUGGGAUGCAACGCCAGCUCCUGGCCAAUCAUCGUUCGAUGAAACACCAAUGGCUUCACGUACGCCAGGUGCUGAAACGCCGCAUCAUUCAGCAACACCGUCAAAUAAACGCAACCGAUGGGACGAAACACCACGCACCGAACGUGAAACAACGAAUUCCGGUUGGGCAGAAACGCCUAGAACGGAUCGUGGUGGUAUGGAUGAUUCCGAUUAUAUUAUGGGAGCAACUCCUACACCGGGUGAUAAACGUCGUUCACGUUGGGAUGAAACACCAGCAAAUGCAACCACAACAAAUGGAGGCGGUUUUACACCAUUAGCGAAAGAAAUAGGUGUUGCGUCAACUCCGCGUACCGCCAGCGGUUUUACACCAGGCAUGACACCAAUCAUAGCAACACCUGUCGGCGCACGCGCUGCUAAUAUGGCUACGCCAAUAGUUAAUCAAGUUCCAAUGACACCGGAGCAGAUGCAAGCUUAUCGUUGGGAACGUGAAAUCGAUGAACGUAAUCGUCCACUAUCAGAUGAAGAACUCGAUGCUAUGUUUCCACCAGGAUACAAAGUUUUGCCACCACCGGCAUCCUAUGUACCUAUUCGAACACCAGCACGAAAAUUAAUGGCAACACCCACACCACAAUCGACGAUGUCUGGUUUUCACAUUCAAGAAUCGGCUCAUGGACAAGCUGCUCAAUCGAACCAAUUGCAAGAAUAUCAACCGUCAGGAAAUUUACCUCUCUUAAAACCAGAUGAUCUACAAUAUUUCGAUAAACUAUUACAAGAAGUCGAUGAAGAAGCUUUGACGCCUGAAGAACAAAAGGAACGUAAAAUUAUGAAACUAUUAUUAAAAAUUAAAAAUGGUACACCGCCUAUGCGUAAAGCAGCACUACGACAGAUCACUGAUAAAGCACGUGAAUUUGGUGCUGGUCCACUAUUUAAUCAGAUCUUACCAUUGCUAAUGUCGCCAACAUUAGAAGAUCAAGAACGUCAUUUACUUGUAAAAGUUAUCGAUCGUAUUCUCUAUAAACUUGAUGAUCUUGUUCGUCCCUAUGUUCACAAGAUAUGCGUCGUUAUCGAGCCAUUGUUGAUUGAUGAAGAUUAUUAUGCACGUGUCGAAGGUCGUGAAAUUAUAUCAAAUUUAGCUAAAGCUGCUGGUUUGGCGACAAUGAUUUCCACAAUGCGACCUGAUAUUGAUAACUUGGAUGAAUAUGUACGUAAUACAACUGCUCGUGCGUUUGCUGUCGUUGCAUCAGCGCUCGGUAUCCCAGCUUUAUUACCAUUUUUAAAAGCUGUUUGUAAAAGUAAAAAAUCUUGGCAAGCAAGACAUACGGGUAUAAAGAUCAUCCAACAAAUCGCUAUUCUUCUCGGUUGUGCCAUUUUACCACAUUUGAAAUCUUUGGUGGAAAUUAUCGAACAUGGUCUCGUCGAUGAACAACAAAAAGUUCGAACAAUUACUGCUCUGGGUAUCGCCGCGUUGGCAGAGGCAGCUGCACCUUACGGUAUCGAAUCUUUUGAUACUGUACUCAAACCGUUAUGGGCUGGUAUUAAGGAACAUCGUGGCAAAGGUCUGGCUGCUUUUCUCAAAGCCAUUGGUUAUUUGAUUCCGUUGAUGGAUGCCGAAUAUGCUGGUUACUAUACCCGUGAAGUAAUGCUUAUCCUAAUCCGUGAAUUUCAAUCUCCCGAUGAAGAAAUGAAGAAGAUUGUUCUCAAAGUCGUUAAACAAUGUACAGCAACGGAUGGUGUCGAAGCAAAAUAUAUUAAAGAAGAAGUUCUGCCAGCCUUCUUUCGAUACUUCUGGAAUCAACGUAUGGCGCUCGAUCGUCGUAAUUAUCGGCAGCUAGUCGAUACCACUGUCGAAAUGGCCAAUAAAGUUGGCUCAUCAGAAAUUAUCAAUCGUAUUGUGGAUGAUUUAAAGGAUGAAUCCGAACAAUACCGUAAAAUGGUUAUUGAAACGAUCGAAAAGAUCAUGACAAAUCUGGGUUCUGCUGAUAUCGAUUCACGUUUAGAAGAACAAUUAAUUGAUGGUAUACUUUACGCGUUUCAAGAACAAACAACCGAAGAUGCUGUGAUGUUGAAUGGAUUCGGUGCCGUGGUCAAUUCGUUAGGAAAACGUUGCAAAGCAUAUCUACCUCAAAUGUGUGGUACAAUUCUCUGGCGUUUGAAUAAUAAAGCAGCUAAAGUUAGACAACAGGCCGCUGAUCUUAUUCAGAAAAUAGCGAAUGUUAUGAAACUAUGCUCCGAAGAAAAACUAAUGGGACAAUUAGGUCUCGUCUUAUAUGAAUAUCUAGGUGAAGAGUAUCCGGAAGUUUUAGGAAGUAUUCUUGGAGCAUUAAAAGGAAUUGUGAAUGUGAUUGGUAUGACUAAUAUGACACCACCGAUCAAAGACUUAUUACCCCGAUUAACACCCAUUCUGAAAAACAGACAUGAAAAAGUUCAAGAAAAUUGUAUUGAUCUUGUCGGCCGUAUUGCUGAAUUAGGUGCUGAACAUGUUCCAGCUCGUGAAUGGAUGCGUAUUUGUUUUGAACUACUUGAACUGCUCAAAGCACAUAAGAAAUCAAUUCGUCGUGCUGCUAUCAACACAUUUGGUUACAUCGCUAAAGCCAUUGGUCCACAUGAUGUCCUUGCAACAUUAUUAAACAAUUUGAAAGUCCAAGAACGUCAACUACGUGUUUGUACAACUGUUGCCAUUGCUAUUGUCUCAGAAACAUGUUCACCGUUCACUGUCCUACCCGGUCUCAUGAAUGAAUAUCGUGUGCCGGAAUUGAAUGUUCAAAAUGGUGUUUUGAAAGCACUGGCAUUUAUGUUUGAAUACAUUGGCGAGAUGUCCAAGGAUUACAUCUAUGCUGUAACACCUUUAUUGGAAGAUGCAAUGAUGGACAGAGAUUUAGUUCAUCGGCAAACCGCGAUGACUGCCAUUGGACACAUGUCACUAGGUGUAUUCGGUUUCGGAUGUGAAGAUGCUUUAUGUCAUUUAUUAAAUCAUGUUUGGCCAAAUAUCUUCGAAACAAGUCCUCAUGUUAUUCAAGCAUUCAUUUCAGCUAUCGAAGGUAUACGCGUGGGUCUUGGCCCAUGUCGAAUUCUGUAUUAUACAUUACAAGGCCUAUUUCAUCCCGCUCGUCGUGUGCGUGAUGUAUACUGGAAAGUUUACAACACCAUUUAUAUCGGUGCACAAGAUUCCCUAGUAGCUGCGUAUCCACGUAUUGUAGAUGAUAGUAUUCAUUCAACCAUCGAAGGAGAUGAAAUACCUCAAAAGCGUACGAAAAAACUACGCAAUGAUUAUGCUCGAUAUGAACUUGAUUACAUUCUUUAA